CGAGGAGGAGAGCAGAGCAGCUGUCCAGCUUUAACAGCGCUGAGAGCUCAGUCUGAAGUUCCCUCCAGAGCAAACGGCCCUAAGUUUGGGUUGCUCGUUAUCAACUUGGCCCAAGAUACAGGCUAACAGGAAAAAAUGCUGGAGCGCUGGACCUGGCUACCAGUUUAAGAGCAUAGAGCUAAGAGACAAUCAUCAAUCAUGUCUGAUGAGGAGCAGCCAAUGGAAAUUGAUACUGAUGAUGAUGCCACUACACACACAUCGUUUAGUUUUUACCCAAGUCUGCCCCAGGUCUGUUCUCAAGAGCAAACACCCAAGAGAGAACUGCUGCCCCCCCUUCUAUCAUUUUCCGGAUAUUUUAGAAAAUCUCCUCCUGUAAGGGGCAAGAAAAGGCUUGCCCCCUAUGAGGUGGCCAGCACCAGGACAGUAUCCAUGCAGUUCUACCUCAUGAACAAGAAUGUGGAAAGGACACCUAAACCAGCAGAAGAACUGUCACUUCUCCUAGCGGGCAUGGGGAGACGCACAGUCAGACUCCCAGAAAGCGCAGACCACUCUGAGGUUACAAGACUUCUUGCUGAACAUUACCCAAAACUUUCCAGCUUAUCAGGAGGGUGGCUUCUGUACAAGGCCCUCGGUGGAUCAGGACAACGGAAACUUACAGUUGUUCCUCCGGAAGCUGCAGGUUAUAAUACUCGGUAUUUAAGAUCUGUGAGUGGAGGGGGGAAGAGCACACUGUACAUAGUUCCUCUCCAGGAGCAACUUGAUACAUCUCCUCUUCCUGUGGGUGAACAUGAAUUCCAGAAGAUGCCAAAGACGACCUGCCAAGCCUGUGGGCUGUCUAUGCCACUGCAGGUCAUGGCUGUGCACGUCAAGUCAUGCUGCAUUGACAGAUCAUCCGCGGAAAAUGACACGGAUAAUCAUAUAAAGUCUCCUGCUGAUGUGUCUGCUGAGUUCCUCUCAGUGAAAUCCUCAGCGGCAACUACUACGAGCAUAUCCAGUACUGAGGCUCCAUGUCCAAUCUGUCAAAGAAAUUUUCCACGGCAUUAUUUACAAAUCCAUGCCAGCUUGUGUUGUGACAGGGCAGAGGAAGCACCUGUAAGCACAAAAGAAGAUUCUAAACCAAUAAACAGUGGAAUUGAGAGGUCAUCCACAGAGAACAACACGGAUAAUUACAUAAAGCCUUCUGAUGUGUCUACAGUGGCAGCCAAUAGUACAAGUAAAUCCAGCACUGAGGCUGCAUGUCCAAUCUGUCAAAGAAAUUUUCCACUGGAUUAUUUACAAAUCCAUGCCAGCUUGUGUUGUGACAGGGCGGAGGAAGCACCUUUCAGCAAAAAAGAAGAUUCUAAACCAAUAAACAGUGGAAUUAAGAGCCUUGAUGAUGUUCUCCAGACCAUCGAAGCUGCAGUAGCUAAAGACGGCGACACAUUUGAUGUCACAGUGUCCCGGCACAACAUGGUGGAGAGAGGGCUCGCUCAGUGGCAGAGGCAAAAGAAGUCAUCUCCACUGAAUCCUCUGAGAGUGGUGUUUUUGGACGAGGCUGGGAUCGACACAGGGGCGCUCCGCAAAGAGUUUCUAACAGGAAUGAUAGAAGGCAUCGAGAAGCGUUUCUUCGAGGGGAGCAGGCAUGGCAAGAGGCCCAAGUAUUCACUGUGUGAUUUGGACAAAGGUCACUUUAAGACUGUAGGAGAAAUAAUGGCUGUUAGUCUGGCCCAAGGUGGACCCACUCCAAAUUUUCUUACCUUAUGGUGCUACGAGUUCCUGUGCAGUGGGUCUCUGGAUUUGAAAAAUGUGGACAAAACUGAUUUGGGAGACGAUCAAUACGCUAAUCUCAUUUCAAAAGUGGAGUCGGCUUCAAAGUUCACAAUUACAGACCUCACAGAAGACAUCGUGAGCUGUGGGUACACAGGAGCUGUCAGCUUGGAGAAGAAGCAGGAAAUAACCCGAGCUGUUAUUCUCCACGCUAUGCUGAAGCUUGUCCCCAUACUGCAACAGAUAAGGAAAGGUCUUCAGCUGUAUGGCCUCUGUGAUCUCAUGAGCAAAUACCCGAAAAUCUGCCAGCCUCUUUUCGUCCCUGGAGUAGAGAUGACUGCUGAUGCAGACUUUGUCAUGUCGGUUUGCCAGGCACAGUUUAGCGUGAAGGGCUCAUAUAAGGAACAAAGGGAAGUCACCUUGAUGAACCAUCUCCAAGACCUACUCCAGGAACUGGAGCAAAAUGAGAACCCGCCUGGGCUGCAAGAAGCUGCUCUGCCCUCCAUGACACCAAGAACAUUCCUUCAGUGGGUGACCGGGCAGGGACACAUUCCUAUUCUGGCACGGGAGAAGGCCAGAUUCAGGAUAACAGUGGCAUUUAAUCAUCACUGUGAUGUAGAUUACAGUGAGCACACAGUAUGCUACCCAACUGUGGCAGCAUGCAGCAGCACUAUCACACUACCUGUUAAACACAUGUUAACGUAUGAAAACUUCAAAUGGAUCAUGGUGGAAGCGUUCUGUCUGGGCCAGGAAUUUCAUAAAAUUUAACUGCACUCUUAAAAAAGAUGUUUCUUCAAGGGUUCUCUAGACUAUAUAUAGAACCUUGGACACUCAAAGAACUGUUUGCAUGCUUAAAGGGUUCUCUG
Molecule: messenger RNA, 2612 nt
Organism: Colossoma macropomum (tambaqui)
Lineage: Eukaryota; Metazoa; Chordata; Actinopteri; Characiformes; Serrasalmidae
Exons: 21
Coding region: 199-2514 (771 amino acids)
Molecular function (GO): ubiquitin-protein transferase activity
Source: RefSeq, a predicted model, not a curated record